Molecule: messenger RNA, 1017 nt
Organism: Didymodactylos carnosus
Lineage: Eukaryota; Metazoa; Rotifera; Eurotatoria; Philodinida; Philodinidae
Source: the annotation of a GenBank genome assembly
AUGAGACCGGGCUGUCAUUGCGUAAUGAAAUGGAAGAAAGAGGCAAAAGAAGGAAUUGUUGUGGCAGGUGGUCAAGGAGAGGGGAAUAGUACAACACAGCUGUCUUCGCUUCGAGGAAUUGUCGUCGAUACGGAGAGUACUCUCUACCUGGCAGAAGCAGGGAAUCAUCGAGUCAACCGGUGGUACAAAGGAGUAAACGAAUGUGAUAUUAUCGUCAGACGCAAUGGAGAAGGAGCAGAAGCACAUCAGCUGAAUAAUCCCAUUGUUAUCACCGGUACACUACAUAUGAAAUUAAGAAUAUCGGACGUACUACUAGCUGAAAUAAUAUUGUUAAUAAGCGUAACAGAUACAAUAGCUGAACAUGCUCAACAUUUGAAAAAUGUAAUGACCUUUCUAGAACAACGAGCUAAAGACACCAAUACAAAUAAAUUUACGUUGACGAAAAAGAAUGAAAUUGAAGUUGCCGGUAGAUUAAAUGCGCAGAUGCAUGAACGUUUUCUUCGUGAUAUUCCAUUAUACGCUAUUAUAAAAGACAAUCAGAAAACCUUUUUUAUUCGUAAAUUAUGCGACGAUUUUUUCGAUCUAAUGAAGUUGUACAGUAUUACUGAUAUAUUCCAACAUGUUAAGAAGCAAUCAAUUGACUGGUGUGAGAGAUAUAAAAUUCUGUUCGGAAGUGAUGCUGUCACCAUAUAUAUUCAAGUUUUAGGUAAUCAUGCAUUCGAAUUCCACGAAGAAUACAACAACCUUGCAUUGUAUAGCUUGCAAGGUAAUGAAAAAUUUAAUGAUAUUACUACAAAGGAUUUUUUUAUGUCAACGAAUAAGAGAAAUUUUAACGUUCAAUUAUUACAAAAACGGGUACGUUUACGAUUGCUCGGCUUAGGAUUACAGCCACAAGGUGCGGUCGCACUAAAGAGAUUGUUUUUUAAUUGGAGUAUGAAAGACAGUAUUUCUGCCGAAGAAUCUAUCCUUAACAAAUUUGAUUUCCUUAAUGAUGAUAUUCAACGUAUUUAUGUAUGA